AACCACCCACCAAACAACCACACACACACCCGCAAUGUCCACCCCCGAACAAGACCAAGAGUUCGUAACCCUCGUCUCCGGCGACGGCUACGAGUUCAUUCUCCCGCGCUCGACGGCGUGCAUCUCCAAGACGCUCCGCAUGAUGUUCGAUCCACUGAGCAAGUUCUCCGAAGCCCUGACCGGCCGCUGCGUCCUCGAGAACAUCAGCGGCGAGGUCCUCGAGAAGGUCUGCGAGUACCUGUGCUACAAUGAGAAGAACAAGGACCAGGUCAACGUGCCGGAUAUGGAGAUCCCGCCCGAGUUGUGUCUGGAGUUGUUGAUGGCGGCGGAUUAUUUGGAUGUUUGAUUCCUGUUGCUCCCGCUGCUGCUGCUGGCUUCGCUGGUUUGUGGUGGCGUUCAAGGGUGAUUUCGAUUUGACAACUUCUUCUCCCUUAUUUCCGAUUGACGAUUUACGUGAAGACGAUCCAGACACUUUUUAUUGUGGUUUUUGUACAGUACCUACCUUGGAGUCGGGGUUUAUGUUUCUGCUGCGUUGACGGAUACAAUCGAGUGGCGUUUUUGAGGGCAGCAUAGAUAUACCAAGGCAUUUUCACGGGCAUAUUCGGUGCCAUUCACAUCUUACUCUGUUCUCCG
Molecule: messenger RNA, 633 nt
Organism: Aspergillus aculeatus ATCC 16872
Lineage: Eukaryota; Fungi; Ascomycota; Eurotiomycetes; Eurotiales; Aspergillaceae
Product: elongin C
Exons: 3
Coding region: 35-346 (103 amino acids)
Biological process (GO): ubiquitin-dependent protein catabolic process
Cellular component (GO): elongin complex
Molecular function (GO): protein-macromolecule adaptor activity
Source: RefSeq, a predicted model, not a curated record